Messenger RNA from Sander lucioperca (pikeperch), 711 nucleotides. RefSeq names its product small lysine-rich protein 1. NCBI's taxonomy places the organism in Eukaryota, Metazoa, Chordata, Actinopteri, Perciformes, Percidae. Bases 274 to 537 code for a protein of 87 amino acids. The transcript is spliced from 3 exons. The record is from RefSeq and is a predicted model, not a curated record.
UCUUGCCUUUUGCACUCCUCUCUUGUUAAGCUUUGUGUUAUAUGUGAAGCCUAGCUGUGUCUUGGAUGCAACAAAGAAUUUACAGGCUUGGAGAGGCCAACCCCUUCGUUCAUGAGUGGGUCUGAUCUGUCUCUACGACAACAGGACAUAAACAAAUGGGGUAUCACUGUCCCAGUUGAAGCCAGUCAGUUGCCAGUUACAACAGUGCCAAGUCCAGAACUGAUGGUCAAAUAAUCGCUCAUCCUAUUAGAAGUGACCUUGACAUCUUUCACCAUGCCCACCAAAUCCAGGAAAUCAAGGUCCCACAGUUCUAGGCCCGCCAAGAAGACUGGGAGUCCAAAAACACCCAAAAAGAGGUCCUCUAGUGCCAAAUCCACCAAGACAGAGGUGGACAUCCUCAGCCCAGCAGCCAUGGAGAACGUCUACUACAUUUCUCACAAUGCAGUGGACUGUCUGGAGUUCAGAGGCUUUGGGUGGCCAAAUUCAAAUAAAAAGAAGAAAAAGAAGAAGGGAACAAAACGGAAGAAGAAAAAGUAAAUUAUAAUUUUUGCCAAAUUUUAAAUACCUAAAUUUGAAAUACCUUGCUGAUGGCCCCAUCUGGUGGACACAUUUGUAGUAAUACAGCAAGUAUACCAAGUUUUGACAGCUGUGGAACCAGUGCAAUGCAGAUAUGUUUUGUUUUUCUUCCACAAAUUCAUACAUGUGCAAAAU